Chaetomium strumarium is the source of this 1385-nucleotide messenger RNA. RefSeq lists its product as uncharacterized. The record is from RefSeq and is a predicted model, not a curated record. Bases 171 to 1274 code for a protein of 367 amino acids. Gene Ontology annotation, cellular component: TRAPPIII protein complex. Lineage: Eukaryota; Fungi; Ascomycota; Sordariomycetes; Sordariales; Chaetomiaceae. The transcript has 2 exons.
UUGCCUUAGUAUAGUGUACUACUACUAGCAGUGCUGUACCACACUAUGCAUUCUCGAUAUUGUAUUGUAUUGUACCAUACCCCCAGCAGCGUGAGUGGGGCUUUGUAGUGGGAAACACCCGGGCCGGCUUGAAGUAGUGCCCCGCAACACCAUCGCAUUACACGCCCACAAUGAGCCAUCAACGAUACCCUUCCCACGACGCGGUCAAGGAGCCACAUUCGGUGUCCCUGAAGGUACUGCGUUUGUCACGGCCAUCCCUCGUCGCGCAGUACCCCGUCCAACCGCCCUUCUUCCCCCCACUAUCCCACCCAGCGCCCGUCCCGGCCUCCCUAGCCUACAGCCCCAAUGGCGUCGGCAGCAACAAUAUUAACAGCACCGCGAUUCCACCGACGAACCCAACCCCCUUCGCGCUGAGCCCCAUCCUCAACCUUCCGCCGUCGUUCGGCUCCGCCUACGUCGGCGAAACCUUCAGCUGCACCCUCUGCGCGAACCAUGACAUCCCCGACAACAACGGCGCGGCAGCGCCGCCGAAGAGCAUCCGCGACGUGCGCAUCGAAGCAGAGAUGAAGACGCCCUCCUCGACCGCAGCAACGAAACUCGCACUGUACCCUGCCGACCCCAACGUCACCGAGAGUGCGAACAAUAAUACCGGAGUGGACCUCUCCCCGAACACCUCCCUGCAGCGCGUCCUGUCCUUCGAUCUCAAGGAAGAGGGCAACCACGUGCUGGGCGUGACCGUCUCCUACUACGAGGCGAGCGAGUUGUCGGGCCGCACGCGCACCUUCCGCAAGCUGUACCAGUUCAUCUGCAAGGCGUCGCUCAUCGUGCGGACGAAGCCCGGCGUUCUGCCCGCCGGAGACGGAGGUCAGAGACGGUGGGUGCUGGAGGCGCAGCUGGAGAACUGUAGCGAGGAGGGGAUCCUGCUGGAGAAGGUUGGCUUGGAGCUGGAGGACGGGCUGGGGUAUGAGGACUGUAACUGGAAUUGGGAUUGGGCGGCGGGUGAUGAUGGUGACGAGACAGGGCGAAUGGAGGCAGGGGACGAUGGGAGGAGAGAGAGGAGGCCGAGAAAGCCGGUGCUGCAGCCUGGAGAGACGGAGCAGGUCUGUUUUGUUAUUGAGGAGGAGGAGAAGGGGGCGGCGAAGGAGGUAGAGGGCCGCGUGCUGUUUGGGAUAUUGCAGAUCGGGUGGCGGAGUGAGAUGGGAAAUCGUGGAUUCUUGUCGACGGGGAAGCUUGGGACGCGGUCUGUGAAGGCGAGGGAGAAGAGGGAAGGUUGACAGGCCGAGGGAAUGGGAAAUGAGAAUCGCUGUGAGGGUGCUCUCCAAUCCCGCUUAGGAGCCAAUGGUCGAUUGGGAUUACGAAACGGAGAGGGCUCCCAUAAAUGGAGA